AUGGUAAAUGGGUACUUUGACCAAUCAUCAAGGCGGCUUGAUUUGCGAUCUUCUUCUAGAAUGGCCAGUGCUGUAGCAAACGCAUUGGAACUGGUGUGCCCAUCCUUAGCUUUGGAGAUGGACAAGGUGGACCUUCCCAGUGUAGCAACAUUGAGCAGGGCAACCUUCAAGCUUGAUGUAGCACACAUGCUGUUGCGGCGGCACCAGUGGUCCAAUUGGUUGGGUGAACACAACAAGCGGUCGGUGCAACUUUGCUUUGACUCUUCACCAUUGAAGCGGGACUACUUCCUUUGCUACGAGACAACCAUUGAGUCAGACCGCAGCAUCCUGUUGUGUCAGGAUUUGCAAAGGAACAUGAACAAGGAGGACGCUUCUGAGGACGACCCCUUGUUUUCAUUGUCUGGUGACAUUGAAUGUCGUGUACUACCUCCUGUGGCCCUAGGAAAAGGUGAUGGAACGGGUGGAGGCCACGUUGACCUCGAAGGGCAGACUUCAGGCCCGCUGAAUUGCUGCUUGAGAAUUGGAUGUCCUCCAUGUUCAUUUUCCGAGCCCAUUGGUUUUCGGCCAUGUUCGGCCAUGUUCGGCCCGAAUUUUGCAAGAGUUGCCCGACUCCCCGACCUGCAAAGACCAGGCAAUAUAGAGUUCUUCCGAACGCUCCCGCAUUGGCUGCAAAAGAAGACUUAUAGUUUCCUCAUGCUGCCUCGAAUCAUUUGCCUUGAUAUGCUUUGA
This is a messenger RNA of Durusdinium trenchii, 729 nucleotides long. The record is from the annotation of a GenBank genome assembly. NCBI's taxonomy places the organism in Eukaryota, Dinophyceae, Suessiales, Symbiodiniaceae.